CGAUUUAGUAGUAACAGUUGAAGUAGUUUAGUAGUAGUAAAUUGAAGAUACUACUUCGAAAAAUAUACUUCACUGUAAGACGUUAAAAGGAUUUUCAAUUUUGCUAAUCGAAACAAUAUGUUUGGACUUUGUAAAUAUGUCUGUUAAACUUUAAACAUAGCAUUGAUUAUAAUUAAUUGAGCAAUUGAAAAACAUGGAAGCCGCUGAUCAAGAUGUUCAUGAUGAUUAUUAUCUAGAACUAUCUUCAGAUCCAAUUAGGUUUGAAUCAGUCAGCUGUUUGACAAACGUUUUCUUUGAUGAUUCAAAACAACAGGUAUUUGCUGUUCGAUCUGGAGGUGUGACAGGUGUAUUAGUUAAAGGACCAAAUCAAAAUUUAAGUUUCCGAAUGGAAGAUAAAGGUCCAGUGAUCUCUAUCAAAUUUUCUCCUGAUAUGAAUAUACUGGCGGUGCAACAUAAUAAUUCUUCAGUUGAAUUUAUAAAUUAUUCACCAGUAGCUGGACUAGAUAACAUAGAAUAUUCGCAAUCAUGUAAAGGAAAAAAUGCAACUAUAUUGGGAUUUGUUUGGACACAUGGAAAUGAAAUAUUGUUUGUUACUGAUUAUGGUGUUGAGUUAUUUCAAGUAAAUCCUGAAAAACGCAAUGUCAGAUUUUUGAAAUGUUUAAGUUUAGGUGUUAAUUGGUUUGUAUUUUGUCCGCAAAGUUAUUUAGUAUUAUUAUCAUCAGGGACAGUGGGAAAUCAAAUGCAGACAUUGCAUGUAACACCUGGAAAUCUUCAUAAAUUAACUAAAUUCGAGGUGGAAGUUGGUACAGCAAAACCAGGAAAAUUAGCCGUCUAUGAGAGAGAUGUGGCAUUGACAGUUUUAUAUGGGAUACCUUGCAUUAUUUUGCUACGUCAUCAACCAGGUACUAAUCGUUCUACUGGAGCUGCUUCUGUAUAUAUAUAUACUGUGCAUAAUAGAAUGACAACAAUCAAAAGAAGUCAUAUCUUGAAACUCGAUGUUAGUGGUAAAUUUGCCAUUAAUGUUGUAGAUAACCUUAUUAUUGUUCAUCAUCAAACCACAAAAACUUCCAUGAUUUUUGAUAUUAUGUUAUCGGGCAUAAGCGAUGGUACUGUAAUGCACCAUACUAGCAUGGCACCAGCAAAACCAAUCAAACCAUAUAGUUUAAAAGUUCCAGGAACAACCUUGUCAAAUGAAACAUAUCAGCCUUGCCAACUAUAUUCGCCAAAUUGGGUUGUCUUUCAACCAAACAUAAUAAUUGAUGCAAAAUUAGGUUGCCUCUGGUAUAUUGAAUUAAAAUUGGAGUCUUUGACGAGACUUAUCACAGACAAAGUGUUGCUCGUCGAAUUUUUAAUGCAACGGACAAAUACAAAGUACAUUUUGAUACACGUAUUACAAAAUUUUAUGAUGCAGCUGCCUAUAAGUUUAAUGGAUAUGCCAAUCAUAUUCAACAAGUUAAAUUCCGUCUAUAGGAAUUAUUUAGAAAACGAAAUACAAAAUCAGAUGGGUACUCCAUUGCAAAAUAACGCAAAAUGCUUAAGCACGACAACAGAAAAUUACAAGUAUAAAUUACUGCUGGAUCAAAGUGAUGUAUAUAGUUAUAUAUUAUCGAAAUUUCCUGAAAAUACCAUUGAACCAAAAAUGAUUGUAUGGGUUCUUUUAGAAUAUAUCAGAUCAUUGGCGGAACACAGUAUACCCGUACAGCAUUAUUUACACGAAUUAGUUAUUACAACAUUAGUUCAGCGUAAAGCAUACUACCAACUUCACCAGUUACUACAGUAUCAUGUAGUUGCCGAUUCGAAACCUCUUGCGUGCCUAUUGCUCUCUUUAGAGAAUCUGUAUCCAGCUGCUCAUCAGCUUGCACUGGAUAUGCUGAAACGUUUAGGAAAUGCUCAUGAAGAAAUAAUCGAAGUUCUUUUAUCGAAAGGAUACAUUUUACCAGCGCUACGUUACAUUCGAUCAGUUGGAAUGGUGGAUCAGGUGUCUGACAGAAAAUUUCUGGAAGCAGCAAAGGCAACUGAGGACGCAACGCUCUUUUAUUCGGUUUUCAAAUUUUUUAAACAGCGUAAUUUAUAUUUAUACAAUACUACAGGCUUUACAAAAGGGGAGCGCUAUCAGCCUUACAUCCAACAUUACAAGUAUUUAUUUGAAGGAAUCGAUAAUGGUUGUAAUUCGGACACAAAUUCCAAUGUUACUACAAUUUCAUCGUGAGCUUUUGCUCUUUUCUCUGACUGUAUUCUUUAAAUAAUAAUACAAUUCGAUUCUAUUGUAAUAUGAAACAACACCAACUAUAUAUUUAAAAGUUAUAAUGUGUUACAAUUAGAAUGUUGUUUAGCUGUUUUCAUAUUUAUUCAUUUUAUAUAUUUUCAUUUGUAAAAUAUUUUUGUAUUGUACAUAUAUUAUACAUACACACAUACAUCCGCGCGUAUUUAAUUAUAUUUAGAUAUAUAAUUAUAUUAGGAAUAUAAUAUCUGUAGUACUUACAACAACUUUUGUGUAACUAAUACAGCCUGUUAAAAAAUUGUA
This is a messenger RNA of Bombus huntii, 2524 nucleotides long. RefSeq names its product regulator of MON1-CCZ1 complex (gene Bulli). Gene Ontology annotation, cellular component: Mon1-Ccz1 complex; lysosomal membrane; late endosome membrane. The coding region runs from base 194 to 2209 and encodes 671 amino acids. NCBI's taxonomy places the organism in Eukaryota, Metazoa, Arthropoda, Insecta, Hymenoptera, Apidae. The transcript is spliced from 12 exons. The record is from RefSeq and is a predicted model, not a curated record. Gene Ontology annotation, biological process: regulation of autophagy. Gene Ontology annotation, molecular function: protein binding.